AUGAUCAUUUCCGUAGAUCACAGCGACGAUCUUGAUGCGUUAAGUCCCGUUCCUCUUCUCAUCACGGCCUCCUCUUCCGUCUCUUUUCUCGCAGGCGCUGCAGUUGAGAACAGCGCUCAUGUUCAUCGAGGCCGACCAGGCAGCAGACAUAACCGUGGCACUGGCGCUAGCGGAGGUGUUCAACAAGAUCAACAGCACACUGCAGGCAGGCCGAGGCGGCAACCCCGACGCCUUCGAGAGACAACUCCAGGGCAUUGCGGCCAACGUCAGCGCCAACAGCGUCCUGCCGAAGGACUGUGGAAGGAGCCCCUCCGACAGCGGGACCCCCUCCGCGGAUCCCACCCUUGGGUCGUGAGCGUCGGCUACAAGAAUGGAGACAAGGACACCAUCGGUUGUGUGGCCGUCGUCAUCAGCCGCCACCACGUCAUCACGCACGCCAUCUGCGCCGCCACGACCAAGUAUGACCACGUCCUCCUGAAGAACACGGCCUACAAAGUGUCCAACAGAUGGUUCCACCCGAGUCUGAAGAGUGAUGAUGACGUCACCAACGGCCACAACAUCGGCAUCGUCAUGACAGAGAAGCUGGUGUUCAACGACGAGGUGCAGCCAGCCUGUUUGCCCGGAAUCAACGACGUCGUGAGCGCCGUGGGUGAUGGGACAACCACACUGGUCGGAUUCGAAGCAUCUCCCAGAGGAGGCGUGACAAAGUAUCUUCUUGGGCCAACUCCAAGACCUUCAAUUCCUUGCUCUGCUUCGAAGCCCUCGGAGCCCUCGGAACUGGAGGCGGCCAGAGUAGGAAUUCGCUCUACGAGAUCCUCAACAGACACACAUGUGUGUGUCUUGAGGCCUUUUCAAAGAGGCUGAACUAUCCGUGACCGUUGACCAAGACCCAAGCACAGGUCGCGUCGAGGUCACGGGCGUGGGACCCGUCACCGACCCCAGCUCCAACUACCCGAUGGCAUUUACUCUCAUCCAGACGCACACGUUCUGGCUCGAGCUCAUGGUCAAGAAUUCAAUCAGGCUUUGCUCUGAACACAAGACGAGGAGAGGCAAGAGGGAAUGGCCAGUAAAGUCAAGCACUGAAGACUUUAGAAAUAAUACAGUUUAUUCUCAUUUAGACAUGUUAUAGGCCUACAUUUAUAACCCUUUGAAUAUAGUAUUUGCAGCUUUA
Molecule: messenger RNA, 1171 nt
Organism: Penaeus vannamei (Pacific white shrimp)
Lineage: Eukaryota; Metazoa; Arthropoda; Malacostraca; Decapoda; Penaeidae
Source: RefSeq, a predicted model, not a curated record